GCAAGUUAUGUAAGAGAUUGUCACGUGUCUCUUAGGCCUCGAAAACGCCAUGGAAACUCUGAGUUCCUCUGCUGCCUUCGUCUCUUCUUCGGCUUCUCCUCUCUCCUUCUUCUCCCCGAAGAGAAAGGAUUCUCCAGUCAGACUCCUCCGAUUCCAUACUUCUUCCAAAAAGAAUGAAAAUGAUUCUGAUCUUCGAUCUGAAUCCAAGGAUUCUAGCAUCGUCCCCUUCUUUGACAACCCUACCCUAUCCAAGGAUGCGGCCAUGGGAUUGGUUCUGAGUGCUGCUUCGGUAAGAGGCUGGACCACUGGUUCCGGCAUGGAAGGGCCCCCCGUGCCUGCUGGAGCUGAUGAAGGAUCGAAUACGGAGAAGGUUUCAACCUUGCCGUGGUCUCUCUUCACCAAAUCGCCGCGUAGGAGAAUGCGCGUUGCCUUCACCUGCAAUGUUUGCGGUCAAAGGACUACUCGCGCUAUCAAUCCACACGCCUACACAGACGGCACUGUUUUCGUUCAGUGCUGUGGAUGUAAUAUUUUUCAUAAGCUGGUGGACAAUUUGAACCUGUUUCACGAGAUGAAGUGCUAUGUGAACCCGAGCUUCAAUUAUAAAGAUGCAAAAUGGGAUGUUGGAUUCAAGUUGUUUGAUAUGGAUGAUGAGGAUAAUAGAAAUGAUUCGUUUCCAAUCUAAAGAGGUGAAUUUGAUUUUAGAAUGUAAAUUCGUUUCUUAUACUGGAACUGAUUUGUAUUGUGAUUGUAUAUAGGGUCUUACUGUUAUAUUAAUUGGUGGGUUAGUGUAAUUAAUAAGUCUGGAUGCAUUUGGAACUAAACUGCCUUUCAUACUUUGAAUUUGGAUAUUUAUAAUGGAAAAAUGGAACAAGGUUUACUUGAUGUUAAGAAUCCUGCUUUAGUGUUGUUUAUAGUGUUCAAAAAGUAAUUGCUCAAAAUAUGGUUGGUAUUUUCCCUCUUGCUUUCUUGAGAUCAUUUUGUGUUUUUUGAUAAUUUUUUUAGUUCUCUUGAAAUUAAGCACUUUCUGGCUUGUUUUCUAGAAGUUACAAGUUAUUGAUUCAGAUAAAAAUUAGCAUUUUGAUCUUUAGUGAGAAAAAAAAAAAGUCUUGUUGAAAUGAUUAAUUAUUUUGAUACAUUUUGUGAAUUGCACAGGUGUUUCUCAAAUGCACUUUUGGUGGUAAAAUAUAUGCUUCUAGUGGAUAUUGAUGCAUAUGGCCUUAGGACAACUUGAUGAUAAGAAUGUAUGGGAUGGAAUUUUUUUUUUUUUUUCUCCCUUAGCCGAUGGGAUAGAAAAUGUUAACUACGUGUUUAUGUUGAUAAUUAGCAGUUUUGCCACCUUAUCUUUGAAUAGAACGUUGAACUUUGUUCCAUAUGGUUACAUAUGUUAACUAUAUAUUGUGAUUUCGUGGUCACAUAAAUUUCAGUGAAUAAAGUUGGCUUUCGUUGUGUUGUGUUUC
This is a messenger RNA of Hevea brasiliensis (rubber tree), 1457 nucleotides long. RefSeq lists its product as uncharacterized. Gene Ontology annotation, cellular component: mitochondrion. The record is from RefSeq and is a predicted model, not a curated record. Gene Ontology annotation, biological process: protein folding; protein stabilization; protein import into mitochondrial matrix. Gene Ontology annotation, molecular function: protein-folding chaperone binding; zinc ion binding. Bases 50 to 682 code for a protein of 210 amino acids. The transcript is spliced from 4 exons. Lineage: Eukaryota; Viridiplantae; Streptophyta; Magnoliopsida; Malpighiales; Euphorbiaceae.